AACAAUCGACUAGCGGUUCCAUCUUGUCUAGCAUGGGUAUUACCAAUAUGAAAUCCUAUCACAAAAAUAUGUAAAAAGCAGUUGUUUUGUUAUUGUAAGCAGUUGGCUUAAUGGUAAUUUAACUCUCAAAAUUUUUUAUUAGUCCCUAUGAACUCUGUCAUCGGCGUUACAGAUGGUUUGUUGAGCAGCUUCGUGGCGUGCGAUCUGAAAAAUAAACGAAUCAAUUUAACUUGUAACAGCACAAAGUGAAAUGAAAUGCGAAUUUUUAAUUUUUUAAAUUACAUUUGAAGUAAUGUGUCCCUUCAAGAACUGCAUGGACACACUUCGAUAAGGAUCAAGGAUGUUGAAAUUGAACGCUUGCAAGUCAAACUUGAGGUAUCGUAAAUGAAGUUUAUGGCUCGAAAAUCUGUAUCAUAUUCCGAUUCUCUCAAACUUAAACUGAGCUCUAAAAAUAAUAAAUACAUUUGUAAAAUUAUUUUAAAUUUACAUAUUACAUACACUUUUUUUUUUAAAUCCAAGACAUUUUUUUUGUUGUUGCUAAAACCUUACUAAAGGUAAGAAGAAGUAAGCUGGACGUCGGUAGGAUGGACAGACACGAGCUUGCUGUCUCCCGCUCUGACAUGACCAACUACUUUUUAAACCAGAUCUAAGGCGCUAAAGAAUUUAAUGAACUUGAGGCCCAACCGUGGACGCUGAAAGGCCAGGACGAUGCGCCCAUCCCUCGUAUUGGUUGCUGCCCUAGGUAAGUUUAGGUAGUAGUUUUCCGAUCUAGCUCCAUGGUCUAGGAUAGUUUCUUCAAUGUUUCACAAAAGCAUCACAUUUCUUAUGCAACAGCACAGUUGUUUAUUGGUUCUCAACCCUUUUGAUCCGCAGAGACAUAUUUUAAAAAUCAAUUUCUAUGAUGGAUCCCCCUUAUGCUACUCCAUGUCUUACGCGUUAAAAGUGUUAAAAGUGUUAAAAGUGUUAAAAAAAGUGUUAUGGUUACCCUGAGACGUGUGCUAAGUGCGCUUUCAACAGAUUGUAUUUUACACACCUACUUUAAACUAAUAAUUCAACAGACUUGAUUUCGACACCUAUUUAAUAAUACCAUUUCAGCAGCUUUCAUUUCGACACCUAUUUAAUAAUACCAUUUCAGCAGCUUUCAUUUCGACACCUAUUUAAUAAUACCAUUUCAGAGCAGCUUUCAUUUCGACACCUAUUUAAUAAUACCAUUUCAGAGCAGCUUUCAUUUCGACACCUAUUUAAUAAUACCAUUUCAGAACAGCUUUCAUUUCGACACCUAUUUAAUAAUACCAUUUCAGAGCAGCUUUCAUUUCGACACCUAUUUAAUAAUACCAUUUCAGAGCAGCUUUCAUUUCGACACCUAUUUAAUAAUACCAUUUCAACAGCUUUCAUUUCGACACGUACUUAAAACUAACUCUUCAACAGAUUUCAUUUUGGCCCCUUUAAAAAAAAAAAAAACUAACAAUUACACAGACUUAAUUCUGACACCCAUUUAAAACUAACAAUUCAAAAGACUUUAUUUUGAGACUUAUUUAACUUGGACGGAAAGCUAAAAUCCUAAAACUAAACAGAGUUAGUUGGCCACCACACCCUCCCCUAUUGUUACAGUGAGAAAAUCCUGCCGGGGAUCACUCAGUCUGAUUCUUCCUUUCACAUCAACAGUGUCGAGCCUGGUGGAGACCUCCCUGCAGAUCAACAUGGACUUCCAAACCGUUGAGGACUCCUGCACACUGUCCAUGACGUCAGGGAGCGCGUACGCAAACGUCAAUGUUGGUCUGCUGCGGUACAAGCAGCAAUGCAGGUCUGUCAUUCAACUGAACGUCGCGUGAAUCUCAAUAGAGUCACCGUUAGAAUCAUUUAAAAAAAACAACAACAACGUAUUCAUUCGAUUUAAAGACAGGACUGCCAAACAGACAUAAGAGCUGCAGGCCACAUUUUUACAGGACUGCCAAACAGACAUAAGAGCUGCAGGCCACAUUUUUACAGGACUGCCAAACAGACAUAAGAGCUGCAGGCCACAUUUUUACAGGACUGCCAAACAGACAUACGAGCUGCAGGCCACAUUUUUACAGGACUGCGAAACAGACAUACGAGCUGCAGGCCACAUUUUUACAGGACUGCCAAACAGACAUACGAGCUGCAGGCCACAUUUUUACAGGACUGCCAAACAGACAUACGAGCUGCAGGCCACAUUUUUACAGGACUGCGAAACAGACAUACGAGCUGCAGGCCACAUUUUUAACGGUUUAAAAUAAAUUAAACAAAACUCGCCACGGACAGGAUUCAUAACAGUUAUUGAAAGUAUUGUAAUGAUCUAAAUAUGUCAAUUCGCUUUCCGGGAAAAAAGAGCGUUAUUUUUUACGUAUAUGUUUGUAUCCACCAUGUAAUAAUUGCAUAGCGACUUCUUAGCUGUGAAAUUCUACAUGAUUCUAUGAAGUAAAAUAAGAAAAGUUGUCUGAGCAUUGUCAUUUCUUCGGACUAGGAAUUUUUUUUCCUUUUUACGUUUUGUUUGUGUGUGUGUGUGUGUGUUUGCUGAUAGUUUGCAAAAUGGAAUUAAAUUUUUUAUAAAGUUUAAAAUUUCUCUCAGGGAUGGCCAGGGCCGAAGGUUGAGAGUAGAUGAUGAAGGGGAAAAGUUGUGGACAGAAGAGAGCUUGGCGGGAUCCUAUGGAGGAUGAGGAUACACGUUGGGUAGUAUCGAAGGAGUGGAGAAAUUACGGUUCUAUCUUGGUGGGUGAGGGGUGAUAUUAGACUUAGGAGAGAGAGGGGGGGAUCGUGAUGUCAGGGCACCGGAGUUAAAGCGGUGUGACAUGGGUUUGAGUACGCGUGAUGUUAAGGAAGCGCAGAAAAAAAAGUGUGUGGGGGGGUAGUGAUGUAAGGGAUGAAGAUGAAGUGAAGAAGAGAGUCGUCCUUGACCUGCGGUGACGAGUACCCCGGUAAUGUUGAAAUUUUGUGGAUAUAAGUCUACACACCAACUCACUCAAGUGAGGUGCACGUAUUCUGAUGACGUCAUUUCCACCCAGAAACAUGGACGAGUACAUCACGUGCGUCAUCACGACCAGGCAGUUCAACGAUCUCAUCAACAUCGACAUCCCGGCGUAUGACAAGCAUUUCCCCGCAGAGGAAGACCUCCGCUACGCCGGGUACAUCUUCUGCCAGUCUUACCUCCCGACCCGUAAGUGAAGAACGACGACUGACAAAAACAAAUGACUGAAUGCUAUUCAAAUUAUGUUUAUAAAUACAGUUAUUUUAAAAUCACACAAGCCUUCUUUCAUUAAUUUUUAUUUCUCCAUCAUCUUCAAUCCUCCGUAAAUUCUAAUUUUUCCAUAUUGAACAACUGCACCGUUAAUUUUUUAAACAUAUUUUAUUUUACAUCUUAGAUUUCUUAAUUUUUAAAUAAUGAAUUCUAGCCACCUCCUCUUUUUCCAAUUAGUUUACUUUUUUUUUGGGCCGGCUCCUUAUAAAGAGUUAUCAGUUUUUCCGCCAUUUUCAACGUUUGUUGUUUUUCCACAUAUGUCAAGUUCUAAAGUUGUUCCCCCCUGAAGCUGACAUGGGCGCGUGUAAACCAAAC
Molecule: messenger RNA, 3571 nt
Organism: Lymnaea stagnalis (great pond snail)
Lineage: Eukaryota; Metazoa; Mollusca; Gastropoda; Lymnaeidae
Source: the annotation of a GenBank genome assembly